GCCAAUCAGGAAGUCCGGGGCGAACCAUUGCGGCGACGGGGAUGGCUCGCUCACUUCCCUUUCCUCCGGGCUCUGGGGACCUUCGCCCAGCAGGACCGUGGGACAGCCAGGGCCUCCCUCUCCCGAGCGCCCGUCAGUCUCAACACGCGACGGCCGCCUCAGAGCUGCUGGGACCAAGGGCUCCAGCUGUCAGCCUCGGCAGCCCGCGAGAAGCGGGCGAUCUCCAGACACAGGGUGCAGCCGAGCCCGGCAUCCAGCUGCCAACUUUGUGCCUGUAUCUGUCGCCUCGCCUCUGCCCUCGGGGUAUGUAACCGCCAUGCCCGUGGACACGCUGAGCCCUGCAGCCCCCGCCGCUCCUGCGCUACCUUUUCGCCUGCGAACCAAGGUCCCUAGCUACCUGCUACCAAGGCCAGCGGAUGGGGGAGCCCGGAAGCUGAGUGCCGUGGAACGCUUGGAGGCUGACAAGGCCAAGUAUGUCAAGAGCCUCCAUGUGGCCAACACCCGCCAGGAGCCUGUGCAACCCCCACUGGCUCGACAGCCCCUCUUCAGCCCUGGUCCUCGGGGGCCAGUGCUCACACCCAGCCGCCGAGUCUUGCCCUGUCCUGGCCGCCGGCCCCAACUGGACAUCGACAUCCUUAGCAGUCUCAUCAACCUGUGUGAUAGUCCUGUGACCCCAGCUGAAGCCAGCCGAACGCCUGGACGGGCAGAAGGAUCUGCCCACAAGGUCCCACCAGCCACCCCUCCUCGUCCACCGCCUAGUACGGUCGCUGUGCGCCGAGUGGAUGUUCGUCCCCUACCUGCGUCACCUGCUCGUCCUUGUCCAUCGCCUGGCACCACUGCCACCUCCAGCCCCGGCCGGCCACCUGGCCUGCAACGCUCCAAGUCGGACCUGAGCGAGCGCUUUUCCAGGGCAGCAGCCGACCUCGAGCGCUUUUUUAACUUCUGCGGCCUGGAUCCCGAGGAAGCACGAGGAUUGGGGGUGGCCCACCUAGCAAGGGCUAGCUCGGACAUCGUGUCUCUAGCCGGCCCGAGUGCUGGACCUUGCAGCUCCGAAGGGGGCUGCUCACGCCGUAGCUCUGCUACAGUGGAGGAGCGGUCCCUGGAGCGUGUCCCCUACGGCGUGUCUGUGAUUGAGCGCAAUGCCCGCGUGAUCAAGUGGCUGUAUGGGUUGCGGCAGGCACGUGACCCUCCGGCUACUGAGGGCUAGGUCUCCUGGACUCAGGCUUCCCGGAAGGACAUCGUGAAGAGGCAGUUGGCACCUUGUCCUUUCUUGUGUUCAUUGGCUGCCUUCUGGCAGACCAGAGGCAGCUCCCUUGGUUGAACUAGGUGUAGAGGCCAAGACUUAGUCCUAGACCAGCAUCCUCUGGCAAGCAAGGACUGACCUACAGAGGCUUGCUGCUGCCCUUGGCCUCCCCAACCCCUAAACAAGGUUUGUGACACAGUGUGCUUCUGCCUGGUUCCUCUGGUAAGGCUGGAUUUGGGCUGCUUCCCCUCCACUGAGUUGGGAACCAAGUACUUUGCCAAGCCUGUCUGCCCCGAGGGGCCGUUUCCUCCUUCCUUCUCUGUCCUCCUUUGCUGACUUCCUUUUCCUUACCAAAUGGGCCCUGGCUUCCGGGGAACUCGCUCUGGGGAGGAGGUUGAGAGAAUGGGAUCUGUCUACUGCUCUUCCUGGUCUUAGGAGGUGGUCUGGGUGGGUAAACUACCAAAGGAGGCCCUGGCUAGGAGCUGCUGCUCAGACUUCUCUUUGGUUAAUAAACACAAAUGUCUGUUU
Messenger RNA from Myodes glareolus (Bank vole), 1771 nucleotides. It is a transcript of the gene Fam110a, whose product is annotated as family with sequence similarity 110 member A. The record is from RefSeq and is a predicted model, not a curated record. NCBI's taxonomy places the organism in Eukaryota, Metazoa, Chordata, Mammalia, Rodentia, Cricetidae.